Molecule: messenger RNA, 1755 nt
Organism: Fusarium coffeatum
Lineage: Eukaryota; Fungi; Ascomycota; Sordariomycetes; Hypocreales; Nectriaceae
Exons: 4
Coding region: 1-1755 (584 amino acids)
Biological process (GO): carbohydrate transport; transmembrane transport
Cellular component (GO): membrane
Molecular function (GO): carbohydrate:proton symporter activity
Source: RefSeq, a predicted model, not a curated record
AUGGGCCCUUCAAACGAAGCUAUCCCCAUAGAUGCUCGCCCCAUUCCUCUGCCAGAAUUACCUGAAUUCCAGACAGGAACAGGAACAGGAAGCAGUUCGCCUGAGCUCGAGUCCUUUUCCAAUGGCCUCUCCCAUUCGCUAUGGCUACCUCAGACUCAUGCCUCUGAUUCAACCACGAGGCGAGUCUAUCGUGGAUUCGCAGACGAGAAGGAAGCUACCUUCUUUGCCUGUUGUCGCCAGUAUCCAAAGGCUGUGGGUUGGUCGCUAUUACUGUUCCUGACUGUUGUAAUGGAAGCAUAUGAUAAGUCCCUGGUAACUGGUCUUUUUGCUUUUCCUGCAUUCAGACAAAAAUAUGGCCAGCCAACGGGGGAUCUAGAUGAUCGUAUGUACGAGAUCUCACCCUCAUGGCAGAUGGGCCUGCAGAACGCUGCCAUUGUCUGUGAGAUCAUAGGCCUUUUGGCACAUGGCUACAUCACCGAUCUAAUUGGAUACCGAAAGAUGAUGCUCGUCAGUUUAUUAUGGAUGUGCAUCGCUGUGUUCCCUGCAUUCUUUGCCGAUAGUAUUGGCGUCUUAUUGACAUCGCAAGCUCUAUCCGGUCUAUCAUGGGGUGUGAUCGAAAUAUUAGCUGCUACAUAUGCAGCUGAAGUCGUUCCAAAUGCCUUGCGCCCUUUUGUCCUAAGCAGCAUUAAUAUGUGCUGGCUUGUAGGACAGGUGAUUGGUACCGGCAUACUUCGUUCCCUUGUUCAUGAAACUUCACAAUGGUCAUAUCGCCUCCCUUUUGCGCUUCAAUGGGCGUGGGCGAUACCGUUGUUGUUCGGCGUGUGGUUUGCGCCUGACAGCCCAUGGUGGCUUAUCCGCCAUGAACGAACAGAAGACGCGAAAAGAGCUCUAACACGCCUUUGCAACAAAAAUUCUACCGACAUCGAAGACACUAUCUCACUAAUGAAACAUACCAACAAGAUGGAGAAAGACUACAACUACGGAGGAGCCAGCUACAAGGAUCUCUUCAAAGGAGUCAAUCGACGCAGGACUGAGAUCUCAUGUAUCGCGUGGGUAUGUCAGGGACUAAGCGGGUGGUCGCUCACAUCUUACGCGCCAUAUUUCUUCGAGCAGGCCGGCUUCAGUGCAUCUAUCUCGUUCAACCUCUCAACAGCCUGUUACGGAGUCGGUAUUGCGGGCGGUAUCAUUGCUUGGGGUUUACUUCCCUUCGUAGGACGACGAAGACUCUACCUCUGCGGACUUCUAGCGCCGAUCUGCCUUUUGACCGCUGGCGGUAUCGUUUGGGCGUUGCUGAGCGACCGAACUGGCGCGAAUUGGACGCUGGGCGGAAUCAUUAUCGCCAUGACUUUUAUAUACGACAUGACCAUCGGCCCGGUCUGCUAUAUCGUGGUCGCCGAGAUCCCUUCUACUCGACUACGAGUCAAGACCGUUGCUCUAGCAAGAGUAACAUACAACCUUUGCCUAAUAUUUAACAACAUCAUUAUGCCCAAAAUGCUAAACCCAUCCGCCUGGGAUAUUGGCGGCGCAUCAUGCUUUUUAUACGCAGGAACGAGUUUUUUCUGCUUAAUAUGGUGUUACUUCAGACUUCCUGAAACGAGGAAUCUUACUUAUUUGGAGCUCGAUAUUUUAUUCGAGAGGAAAGCACCCACGCCAAAGUUCAAGGAGCUGCAGGAUAGGCUUGAGGAUAGUGCGUAUCUCUCCAUGUCGAGAGCGGAACGAUUAACGAAUUGGCAUGGCUGGCUAGCUUAUUCAUAA